Molecule: messenger RNA, 3848 nt
Organism: Schistocerca gregaria
Lineage: Eukaryota; Metazoa; Arthropoda; Insecta; Orthoptera; Acrididae
Product: checkpoint protein HUS1-like
Exons: 6
Coding region: 111-941 (276 amino acids)
Biological process (GO): meiotic DNA integrity checkpoint signaling; telomere maintenance; double-strand break repair via homologous recombination
Cellular component (GO): checkpoint clamp complex; site of double-strand break; nucleolus
Source: RefSeq, a predicted model, not a curated record
CAUUGAUACACUUUGACCAACUGAAGCGGGUGUUCAAAGCAUCAUGAAGGUUAUGUUUACUUUCGAUAAUGGCUGAAAGUGCGCACUAAUGUACGAAACACACAAGAAAUAUGAAGUUCAGGGGUAAGAUGACGGAGGUAUUAUGUAUAAAGCAGUUUUCAAAUAUAAUCGGAGCCUUGGCAAAACUGGCGAAAGACUGCAAGUUGCGAAUAACACCGGACAAGAUAUUUUUCACUGUGUCGGAUGGUUCGACUCUGGAGCGACCAUUGGCAUAUUGUAUUAUAGAACAGGCCCAUUUCUUCAACGAGUAUACAGUGGUCGGUGUCUCCAACACACACAACAUGAUAUGUUUAAUUUUUUCGCCAGACCUACUGGCGCGGGCUACGGCCAACUUGAGGACAUCAGCGAGUACUAAAUCAGUGAAAAUGAAACUGACCAACAAAAUGUCACCUUGCCUCACUUUUGAGAUAGAAUCGGGACAAUCACGGCUUUGUGUACACGACAUUCCUGUGACUGUUGUCCCACGGAGACAGUGGGGGAGCCUUGAAGACCCUGUCCUGCCAACUUUUGAUGUUAGUAUAGAUUUCCCAAAUUUCAGGAUUUUGCGAACAAUAGCAGAACGUAUGCGUAACAUCAACUUGUAUUUGGAAGUUGGGGCCAAUUCACUGGGAACACUUGUAAUUGAAACACGAACGGAUAUUGUCAGACUAAGAACUCAGUUCAAUGAUCUCAAUAUAAACAGCACAGCAAAUGCAUUGCCUGAUCCAGAAAAGAUUCGAUCAGUGAGAGUGGAUGUCCGAAAAUUUGUACAAGUUCUGGCUAGUGAACAGUUGCACCCAAACAAAAUGCAGUGUGAUAUAGCUGAUGGCCGCUUGUUGCACCUCUUAGUCAUACAUGAGGAUGUGACUUUGCAUUACUUUUUGUCACAUUAUGACAGCUGAGAUAUGGAAGUAACGCUUCUUUCUUCCUCAAGUAGUGCGGGAGGAAGGGGGGGGGGGGGGGACAGAGAGAGAGAGAGAGAGAGAGAGAGAGAGAGAGAGAGAGAGAGAGAGAGAGAGAGAGAGCUGUUGGAUCACACAUCUAUCAGAGUCAUGAUUAUGGUGGAUGGACUACUGUGGGAUAGUAACUUACUGAUGUGUGAAAAUGCAUUUCCUAAUCAUCUACACAGAAAAGUUUGUCUGCCUGUGGGCAGUAAUUGACAUGUACAGAAAGAAUGUUUGAGCGCAUGCUGCUCACGCUAGAAGUGAUGGUGUAACACAAAUAUAUUGUUCCUGAGAGAACAUGAUUGUGAAAUUGAUUGUACUGAAAUAUUUCUAUUGUAGUGGCAUAACAGUAUCGAUUACCUUGUUCUAUAUUACCAUUUACUACUACUACUACUGUCAAGGAGAACAUGAAGUUUGUUAUACAGUUUAUAUUAUUCACUGGUGUCAGCUUUAUUAUCAAGCAUACAAGUUUUCCCUAACCAUAUAACAAAAUUUUUGUUUAUAUGUGCAUAUACGUAGCAUAUACGUAUCAGCAUAUGCUGAUACAUAUAGCUUCUUAGUAAUUUAUUAUUGAUUCUGUAUUAUCUUUAUUAAAGGUGUUGUCUUGCUAAGUUUGUGGUUAUUGUGCUCAUUGAGUAGAAAAUCAACAAUAUCAGGAAUACACAUACUGGAUUCUGUUGGUACCAUUCCAAGCUAAGUUACAAAUAAAAUGCACUAUACAGGGUGUCUCACCUAACUUUGCCACCUCAAAUAUCUUUGGAACAACAAUAGCUAUUCAAAGACGGUUUUCACCAGCAUGCACGUACGACAGAGACUUACGAAACCAAAUACUAUGCAAAAUUUUAAAACGUAAACAAAUACUGUUUUCAACAAAAACUUGUGUAUUUUUUAAAUGGACACCAACUAUUAUUUCAUAUACAGUUAAUAGGAUGAAAAAUCAAAAAAUAAUGGCAUUGGUUGCACUGUAAUACAUCAGUCACAUCCAGAAAAAUUGCAAAGCGAAGUUGAUGCUUGAAAUAAAUAAAGCGCACAGCUAGCGCACGUCCUGAGAUUCAAGCAUACACCUCUCGCUGUAGGUAAUUGUGAUUUGGUUGACAUACUAUGUCAGUAGAGUGUUAAUGUAUGCUGGGGUAUUGUAUGACAACACAUCAUUAACCCAUAUUUCAUUUAUGGCUCUCCUAAAGGGGGAUAGUUUAGCUCCUACUUGAGCUGGUCCACCUCUUAUAAUGUAUCUAAUAAUGUGGUAUCAGAAUGAUGGAUGUCCUGCACAUAAUGUUUAUUGUUGCAAAAUCACAACUAGAGGUAUAAUUAGUGGUAACACACUUGGUUUCACAUUUUUAAACCUCAUAAGUUCUGAAAUGUGUGGCUUGUAAAGGAUAGCAAUGGCGUCACACAUUCUGACGUAAUGCAUCGCAUGUAGCACUGUGCUCAGUGAAGUGUACACAUGAGUCUCAGGACAUGCGCUAGCUGUGCACUUCAUUUAUUUCAAGUGUCAACUUUGCUUCACAAUUUUUCGGGAUGUAAUUGACAUAUUGCGAUGCAACCAACACCAUUAUUUUCGUGAUUUUUCAUGCUAUUGAUUGCAUGUGAAAUAAUUGUAGGCGUCCAUUUAAAAUACACAUGUUUGUGUUGAAAAUAGUAUUUGUGUACAUUUUAAAAUUUCGCGUAGUAUUUGGUUUCCUAAGCCCAUGCCGUACAUUCAUGCUUGUGAAAACUUUUUUGAAUGUCUAUUGUUGUUCCAGAGAUAUUUGGGGUGGCAGAGUUAGGUGAGACACCCUGUGUAAUGAACAUUCAUCAUCAUCAUCAUCAUCAUUAUUAUUAUUAUUAUUAUUAUUAUUAUUAUUAUUAUUAUUAUUAUUAUUAUUGUAGCAGUUUGACUAUUGCAGGUGCAGCAACUACAUUUGCGAUUGAGUGCCGAGUAGAAUUGUAAAACUACCGUAGGCAUAAGCAAGCAUACACUAUGGUGAUUUUCCAGUAUCUUUGGUCAGUUACAGUUGUACCCACGUCACCUGUAUGUUAGGUGUGUUGCAUAUCUGUCGGGCGUUACGUCAUAAUGACCACUUCCUUUCCAUAUGUGAUCAGUGCCUUACUAGAUUCCCGUAGAAACAGGAAGCGGUGAAUCUUCUGGAAACUGAGUGAACAUAUAUAAAGGGUCAUGGAAUGUACAGAACAUUUUUCUUCUACAUAGUUAUCCUUUGAGAGCUACUUAAAAGUAAACAUUAUUUAUAGCAAAACUGAAGCUCUCAACAUUCAAUGCAGGUUUUAUUCAAGAAUGGUUGAUUUGUGACCAGUAAUGGUGGGAUGUUGUGAAAAUAUAGAAAAUAAAUAAAUAAAUGGCAUGUGACAAGGGCCUCCCGUCAGUAGACCGCUCACCUGGUGCAAGUCUUUCGAUUUGAUGCCACUUCGGCGACUUGAGUGUCGAUGGGGAUGAAAUGAUGAUGAUUAAGACAACAUGACAUCCAGUCCCUGAGCGGAGAAAAUCUCCGACCCAGCCGGGAAUCGAACCCAGGCCCUUUCGAUUGACAGUCUGUCGCACUGACCACUCAGGUACCGGGGGCGGACAAUAUAGAAAAUGAUACAGAUUUAUCAUAUUGCUCUAAAAAAUACAAUUUCCUUCACAAAAAGGUAAAAUAAAUUAAAAAUGCUAAACAAAAUGUAUCAACUAUUGCUUUAAUACUUCAUCAAAGUUAUAUAAAACAUGUUUCUGUUAUUCAUAAACAACUUUCGCAUUUAUCUUGUCUUUGAUCAUGAUGAAAAACAUUCUGUUGAGUAAAAAAUAACAACAGUAAUUGUAUUUUUUGUGUGUGUAUAUUCAAACUGUACUUCCAUCAAAAGUAAAUGCUUUGCUUACAUAAAAGCUCAAAA